This is a messenger RNA of Thamnophis elegans (Western terrestrial garter snake), 4867 nucleotides long. RefSeq names its product glutamate ionotropic receptor NMDA type subunit 1 (gene GRIN1). Gene Ontology annotation, molecular function: NMDA glutamate receptor activity. Gene Ontology annotation, biological process: ionotropic glutamate receptor signaling pathway; monoatomic ion transport; regulation of membrane potential. Bases 1 to 2817 code for a protein of 938 amino acids. The transcript has 21 exons. NCBI's taxonomy places the organism in Eukaryota, Metazoa, Chordata, Lepidosauria, Squamata, Natricidae. The record is from RefSeq and is a predicted model, not a curated record. Gene Ontology annotation, cellular component: neuron projection; NMDA selective glutamate receptor complex; plasma membrane.
AUGCGGCUGCUGCUGCUGGCCGUGCUGGUUUGGUUCUCGGUGGCCCGCGCGGGCUGCGAGCCCAAGAUCAUCAACAUCGGCGCCGUGCUGAGCACCAAGAAGCACGAGCAGGUCUUCCGCGACGCCAUCAGCCAGGCCAACAAGCGGCACGGCAUCUGGAAGAUCCAGCUGAACGCCACCUCCGUCACCCACAAGCCCAACGCCAUCCAGAUGGCUCUCUCCGUCUGCGAGGACCUCAUCUCCAGCCAGGUUUAUGCCAUCUUAGUGAGCCACCCACCAGCUCCAAAUGACCACUUGACCCCAACACCGGUGUCUUACACAGCUGGGUUCUAUCGGAUUCCUGUCCUUGGGCUGACCACUCGCAUGUCCAUAUAUUCAGAUAAGAGCAUCCACCUGUCCUUCCUACGAACGGUGCCCCCCUACUCCCACCAGUCCAACGUCUGGUUCGAGAUGAUGCGCUUUUACAAGUGGAACCAUAUCAUCCUCAUUGUCAGCGAUGACCACGAGGGGCGAGCGGCCCAAAAGAAGCUGGAGACCCUCUUGGAAGAGAAGGAAUCCAAGAGUAAAAAAAGGAACUAUGACAGCCUCGAACAACUAUCCUAUGACAGCAAGCGAGGACCCAAGGCUGAGAAGGUGCUUCAGUUUGAACCAGGAACAAAAAACGUGACUUCACUGCUGCUGGAAGCCAAGGAACUGGAAGCUCGGGUGAUUAUCCUCUCCGCAAGCGAGGACGAUGCCACCACCGUGUAUAUGGCAGCAGCCAAAGAAAACAUGACUGGUCCGGGUUACGUAUGGCUGGUGGGAGAAAGGGAGAUCUCGGGCAACGCCUUGCGCAAUGCGCCAGAAGGACUGAUUGGCCUGCAGCUCAUGAACGGGAAGAACGAAUCCGCUCACAUCAGAGACGCCGUAGCCGUGGUGGCCCAGGCUGUGCACGACUUGUUUGAGAAAGAGAACAUCACGGACCCUCCCCGGGGCUGUGUGGGGAACACAAACAUCUGGAAGACGGGGCCCCUCUUCAAAAGGGUGCUGAUGCAGACCAAAUAUGCAGAAGGCGUGACUGGCCGGGUGGAGUUUAACGAAGACGGGGACAGAAAAUACGCCAACUACAGCGUCAUGAAUCUCCAGAACAACAAACUGGUGCAAGUCGGAGUCUACAACGGGAGCCACUUUCUGCCCAAUGACCGGAAGAUCGUCUGGCCGGGAGGGGAGACAGAAACGCCGCAGGGCUACGAGAUGUCCACGAAACUCAAGAUAGUCACAAUCCACCAGGAGCCGUUUGUCUACGUGAAGCCCACCCUGGCCGACGGGAAGUGCAAGCCGUUGCUCAACAGCACGGGGGGACUGGUGCAGCAGGUGCUCUGUACGGGGCCCAAUGAGACCUUGCCAGGGCGGCCCAGCGUGAUGUUAUGCUGCUACGGCUUCUGCAUCGAUUUACUCAUCAAGCUGGCGAAGACGAUGAAUUUCACCUACGAAGUUCAUCUAGUGGGUGACGGUAAAUUUGGCACGCAAGAACGGGUGAAUAACAGCAACAAGAAGGAGUGGAACGGGAUGAUGGGGGAGCUGCUCAGUGGCCAGGCUGAUAUGAUCGUGGCACCGCUGACCAUUAACAACGAGCGGGCUCAGUACAUUGAGUUUUCCAAGCCUUUUAAGUACCAAGGACUGACCAUCCUCGUCAAGAAGGAAAUUCCCCGCAGCACCCUGGAUUCAUUCAUGCAACCGUUCCAGAGCACCCUAUGGCUCCUGGUGGGGCUGUCGGUGCACGUGGUGGCUGUGAUGUUAUACCUGCUGGACCGUUUCAGUCCCUUCGGCCGAUUCAAAGUGAACAGUGAAGAAGAGGAAGAGGACGCCCUGACGCUUUCGUCGGCCAUGUGGUUUUCCUGGGGGGUCCUUCUGAACUCUGGCAUCGGAGAAGGUGCCCCGAGAAGUUUCUCAGCUCGGAUCCUCGGCAUGGUCUGGGCUGGUUUCGCCAUGAUUAUCGUGGCCUCUUACACUGCCAACCUGGCUGCUUUCCUGGUGUUGGACAGGCCGGAGGAACGAAUCACGGGCAUCAACGAUCCUCGGUUGCGAAACCCUUCGGAUAAGUUCAUCUACGCCACCGUGAAGCAGAGCUCGGUAGACAUUUAUUUCCGGAGGCAGGUGGAGCUAAGCACUAUGUAUCGGCACAUGGAGAAACACAAUUACGAAAGUGCUGCCGAAGCCAUCCAAGCUGUUCGGGACAACAAGCUCCACGCUUUCAUCUGGGACUCGGCUGUGCUAGAGUUUGAAGCCUCGCAGAAGUGUGACCUGGUGACCACAGGAGAGCUCUUCUUCCGCUCCGGCUUCGGCAUCGGCAUGCGCAAAGACAGUCCAUGGAAGCAGAAUGUCUCCCUGGCCAUCCUGAACCUCCACGAGAACGGCUUCAUGGAAGAGCUUGACAAGACUUGGGUGAGAUAUCAGGAGUGUGAUUCCCGCAGCAAUGCUCCGGCAACACUCACCUUCGAAAACAUGGCAGGUGUAUUCAUGCUGGUGGCUGGAGGUAUUGUGGCCGGGAUAUUUUUAAUAUUCAUAGAAAUAGCAUACAAAAGGCAUAAAGACGCCCGGAGGAAACAGAUGCAACUGGCGUUCGCGGCAGUUAAUGUGUGGCGGAAAAACCUGCAGGAUAGAAAAAGUGGUAGAGCAGAACCAGACCCUAAAAAGAAAGCCACAUUUAGGUCCAUCACCUCUACCCUGGCCUCCAGCUUCAAGAGACGUAGGUCAUCCAAAGACACGCAGUACCAACCCACCGACAUCACUGGGCAACUCAAUCUCUCUGACCCCUCGGUCAGCACCGUGGUGUGAGAUCUCAGGACGGACCGAUGGAGACUCCGAGGGCCCUCCUGGAGACACCAAAGGGAAGCCUUUGACAUCCACCCACGGCGCCUGCAUUGCUUCCUUCCCUCCGGCCCCCGAUAGACCCCCUGCUCUCUCCAAGGGUGACCAACCUCCCUUGUGGCCUUGGGAUGAACUACUGGACUCCAGGAGGCCUGGGAGCACCUCCGUUUUUUUCCCCCCUAGAGGGUGGCCUCCAUGUACUUCUCCUCCUGGACACGCGGAGAAGGUAGUUCUGAGAGACACCCCCGGCCAGGAGAGGAUGGACGGCCCAUUCAGCGAAGCGGACCGGGUCUGUUGCCGAGGGGAAGAGACUCGCCGUCAUUCCAUGCAUGCACAAAACCGUUUAAGCCCACCUUACUUCACACAACUGUUCCCAGACUGCAUCAGGGGGCCGUGAAGAGGCCCCUAGCCCCACGGCUCAUGAUGCCCUUUGUUUAUAUAUAUAUAGCCUUCUGUAAAAAAAAAAAAAGGCCUGUCGGUCCACCACCUCCCACCCAGGAAGCCCCGUGGCCUUUUUUGGGGCUGUUACCGUGAAGGUUCCAGUGUUUCCUCAGGACACCUAAGGUUUUCUCUGAUGUGGGGGGGGAAUCUCCCCGUCUCUCUCUAUAUAUAUAUCUCUCUCUAUCUCUGUUUUGACUACUUCUUAGCUCAUUUGUGGAGCAGAGUUUUAGCCAACUGCUUCCAUGCCUCCCACCUGGUAAAGCGACAUUUCCGGUAGGACGGGAAGCCCCCAACUUCUCCGCGACUCUUUGCUGGCUGUCGAUCCAAAUCUCCAGCUCUGCUCUUCCUCUGCAGAAAUGCUUCCCAGCCUCUGCCCCGGACGGACGCCGGCGCUGACCCCCUCGGCUCUUCUCCAGGGCUGGGAUCAGGGGGAGCCUUGGGGUCGUCCCUCUCUUCUCUCGUGGUUUAUGGCUACGUGCAUUGAGAUUUGUAACAAACCUCCUCUGGCAAACAGGCACCUGCCAAGAUCUGCUCGCCUUUUAGACAGAGAGGGUCCCGAUUCUUUCCUCCCCUGGCCUCAGAACAACCCCCCACCCCACAACCAAUUGUCCUGCAGUCCAGCAUGUGCCACUGCCUUCUGGGAAGGAAGCCUGGCCUCCUGGCUCUCCAGCUGAGAGUGAUGCUGGUUCCAGAGCUUCCAUCUCUGACCCCGAUUGACCCUCACCAUGUUUUUCAUUCCCCCACUCAGGAGGACCAAAGUACCAGCCUUACCACGACUCCAGCAGCUCUCUGCCCGCUAACCCUGGCCUGUCUUCUAGGAGGGUUAUGAGUUUGACUCAGGCAACCCUAUACAAAUACCCUGAAACUGAAACCUCAAAUCCGUUUUUGCAACCGUGGGUGAAGAAUCUCAAUCCAGGUUAAGACAACCCCGCUUUGCCCAAAGACGACCUGCUCUGCCGAGAAGCAGAGGCACCCUUAUCUUGCUCCCCUCCAUGCCGCACGGUCAGAGCCCAGGGCAGGCCGUAGGCAGGAGUGGCAGCCACGGAGGCCCGGGCAGCUCUGAGCGAGCGAGGCCAGGCUGUCGCUCUGACGCUGCUUCUGGGAAUCAGCAAACCUGAUUCCGCACAGUUCAUGUUGCAAAUGCCCAAGAUGGUUAGCAAAGUAGCGCCAACUUAGGGUGCCACUCAAGAACUACCAAAUUUGAGGAGACACCUCAACCCACGGCCACCACUUGCUCCUUCUACUGGAUCAUAACCACCACCCCCUCCCCCCCCCCCGAUGUACCCUUCCACCUAGAUCCCAAUUUCCCAAGCUGGCCCGUGUACCACCCCCCCCACACACACACACGCAUUCUGUACACGCUUACUCAGAAGUAGGCCCCAUUGUAUUCCCUGGGACCUUCUCCUAGGUAAGCAGAGAUGGGACUGUAACUCUAACCGGGCGUUUGGAAAUGAAGCGUACGACCUUGGACAGGUGCCGCUGAAGAAGCCGGGUUCAACAAUUAAGAGUUAUCAAUACUUGUGUAUAGUUCUGCUAUGGGUUUUUUGUAACAGUGAAUUUAAAUCCAUUACUUUGA